Messenger RNA from Antechinus flavipes (yellow-footed antechinus), 3458 nucleotides. RefSeq names its product calumenin (gene CALU). The record is from RefSeq and is a predicted model, not a curated record. NCBI's taxonomy places the organism in Eukaryota, Metazoa, Chordata, Mammalia, Dasyuromorphia, Dasyuridae. The transcript has 7 exons. The coding region runs from base 152 to 1099 and encodes 315 amino acids. Gene Ontology annotation, cellular component: endoplasmic reticulum. Gene Ontology annotation, molecular function: calcium ion binding.
CGGUUGGGUGGUGCGUGCGCGCGUGAGGCGAACCGGUCCGAGUGAGGCGGCGGCUGCGGUGGCUUUGGCUGUCCCGGUAACGGACAGUCUCUCUGAGACUCUUCUCUUCCCGCAGCCUUGUUCGCCCUUGUCGGCGUGAUCUGAUCAAAUCAUGGACCUGCGACAGUUUCUCAUGUGCCUAUCCCUAUGUACAGUCUGUGCCUUGAGCAAGCCCACAGAGAAGAAGGAAAGAGUACACCAUGAACCUCAGCUCAGUGACAAACCUCAUGAUGAUGCCCAGAAUUUUGACUAUGACCAUGAUGCAUUCCUGGGUGCAGAAGAGGCAAAGACCUUUGAUCAACUAACGCCAGAGGAGAGCAAGGAGCGGCUUGGAGUGAUUGUAGAUAAAAUAGACGUGGAUAAAGAUGGGUUUGUGACCGAGGGGGAGCUGAAAUCCUGGCUUAAGCACACCCAGAAGAAAUACAUGUCUGACAAUGUUGAACGCCAAUGGCAGGAGUUUGACAUGAACCAAGACGGCUUAAUCUCCUGGGAUGAGUACAGAAACGUGACCUAUGGCACUUACCUGGAUGAUCCAGACCCUGAUGAUGGAUUUAACUAUAAACAGAUGAUGAUGAGAGAUGAGCGGAGGUUCAAAAUGGCUGACAAAGAUGGAGAUCUCAUUGCCACAAAGGAAGAGUUCACAGCUUUUCUUCACCCCGAGGAGUAUGACUACAUGAAAGAUAUAGUUGUUCAGGAAACUAUGGAGGACAUAGAUAAGAAUGCUGAUGGUUUCAUUGAUCUAGAAGAAUACAUUGGUGACAUGUAUAGUCAUGAUGGAAAUGCUGAUGAGCCAGAAUGGGUGAAGACUGAGCGUGAACAAUUUGUGGAAUUCCGAGAUAAAAACCGUGAUGGGAAGAUGGAUAAAGAGGAAACCAAAGACUGGAUCCUGCCUUCUGACUAUGAUCAUGCAGAAGCUGAGGCCAGGCAUCUGGUUUAUGAGUCAGACCAGAACAAGGACGGCAAACUUACUAAGGAGGAGAUCGUUGACAAGUAUGAUUUGUUUGUGGGCAGCCAAGCCACAGAUUUCGGCGAGGCCUUAGUGCGACAUGAUGAAUUCUAAAUUGUUGACAGACAAAAUCCAUUUUUCUUCAAAAGUAAUUUAUUUUUUACAGCUUCUGGUUUCACAUGAAAAUCGUUUUCGCUACUGAGACUGUUAUUACAAACUUUAAAGCAGUGAAAAAAACACAACAGCAAAACAUAUCCCGUCCCCUUUCCUCCUCCCAAAGGGACUGGAGGGACAUUCUGUGCUUCUGAUGAAAAACUGUAAUUAUGACACUUGUGUUUUUUAGAUUUACACUUUGUUUAAUGUAUAACAAGUUGUGUUUAUUUUUGUAUUUGUUUUCUGGUUGGGAGUAUGACAUGAAGGAUACCCAUCCUCACCUCACACUAGUUCAUUACCAUCCCCAACCCUUUCUAUAAUUUUUUUGUACUUUUUACUUAGUUAACUAAUUUUGUAAAGCCUAAGAUCAACAAGGAAAAGUCUAGGGGAGGAAAAAUGUAAAACAUGCCCUGUAUUUCAUAUCAAAGAGAUAACAUCCUGGCACUGUCUGCCUAAAAGUAUGACAUUUCCCAAUUGUUUAUUGUGACCAGUUAGCUCUCCAGCUCCUCAUCCUACUCAUCAUGUCCCAGGCAAGGAAGGAUUCUUAUUUAUAAACCUGGGCCAGGCUUUCCCUGAUGCAGUUUUUCUGCUAAGGAAAAAAAAAAAAUAACAUUUACUCAAUCUGACAAACACAGCUGGCCGAAAAAGGGUUAGGACUAGUGACUUGAAAAUCAAUCAUGUAGUGGGUGUGAGCUAUCCUUUCACAAAGCUAUCUCCAGGGACAGCUGGAGAAAUAAAGGAAAAGUAGACUAGUUUCUUUAUUCUGUCUCAGGUCUAUGUGAAUUUGCUCGUUGAAAUACCCAAGGCAGGCUUGUAUAACAGCUGUUGAAAUCAUCUUUACUAUUGCUGAGUUGCUUGCCAGCAGGCAGGCUGAUGGCCCCCUUGCCCUAUGCUCUCUAGGCCAGCCUGAUGACACUGGGCAAAUGGCUCCCACUUCAAAGAGUUACGAUUUACUCCUUUUCGAUCAUGUCGGUGAAGUGCCUUUACCAGCCAAGAGAAAUGAUCAGUGAAGGCAUUUCCUUUUAUGGAACCCCAAGGUGGAAAAUGUGCUGAAAUGGAAACUGGUUUGGAGCAGAGAAACUCCAGUAAACUUGCCAUAUGAAAGCUGCUGAGCUUGGAAACGCCCCGAGGGUAGGAUAGGUUAUUCUUAUUUCCCUCUUACAGUAUUAGUAAAAAUCUCAAAUGCAGUGUUCUUUAUAUCCUUGUGGGCUGGUUUCCUAAAACCACAUGCUGCCGAAUUUACCAGGGAUCCUCAUACCUCAAAACGCAAACCACUUAUUCCCACUUUCUCCUAGAUAAAAAUUGCCUAGGCCUCAGUCAGUGUCAGCUAUGGAACUCCAUGAUUUGGGUCUAGAGAAGAUGGGAAUACCCCAAUAGAUGACUUUACUGGCAGGGACCCUAUGGUUUUGAGUGCCAUUGCCCAUACCCACCCACCCCCACCCCAAAAUAAAACUACAUGGCUAAGCAGGCUGCCAACCUUUCUUAAAGAAAGGGGGAAUUUGGAAAAGGCUUUGUUUUCCAGUUAAAUAUAGUCAAGGAAAUGGCUUUUUCCAAUUCCAUAGACUCCCUCCCUGCUUCAAUACAACACUAACUAUAUUUUUUGAGGGACCUUAAUUGUAAGUAGACCUCUCCUGAAAAAACAUUUUGUAUUCCAAGUGAGCAAUUUUGAGGUCACUAAGAUGUGUAUAUAUAUCCUUUAUUACUUCAUGUAUCUCUUUUUAUAGAUAACACGUCUUUGAUAUAACUUGAUAGCGUCGGGUGGAACUGGGUGAAUACACUAAACAAGAUCUUCUAAUGGCCAUGUUGAGAAAGACCUGGUUAUUGUGGGUGACUCUUAUCCGUUAGGUUCAGCCCCUGAUUUGAGGUUCUAUGCUCUACUAGACCCCCAGUUUCUGUGCCAAAUUGGCUGAAGAUGCUAGUGGUCCAUACCCUGGCCUCCACUUAAUGCAGUUCAGUCAUGAGUUACAUGGGGAGGGUUCAUACAGCAGAAACCUGCAUAUAGCCCAGCUCUAGUUUUUAAAUCACCCACCCAAAGAGUGAAUCUUAGUAUAUUACAGCAGCAGCAAUUUCUGCAUGCUGGGUGCUCAGCAGCGUGCAUUUUACUUCAAUCCCUCAUGGAGUCCCUGGGUUAUUUUUGGUUUCUAGAAAGCAUGAAGCUGAUGAGCAAACAGGCCACACACUCCCAGCGUGUGUCCUGUGAAUGCUGAUUCUCUUCUUGAUUUGGGUGUUUUGGUUUUUUGGAGUGUAAACCAAGUUUUAUAUUCUGUAAUGCAAACAGGUUACUAUCUGUUUCUCAAUAAAACUGUUUACAUUCAUUGUA